Messenger RNA from Eremomyces bilateralis CBS 781.70, 1607 nucleotides. RefSeq lists its product as uncharacterized. The transcript is spliced from 3 exons. Bases 161 to 1333 code for a protein of 390 amino acids. NCBI's taxonomy places the organism in Eukaryota, Fungi, Ascomycota, Dothideomycetes, Eremomycetales, Eremomycetaceae. The record is from RefSeq and is a predicted model, not a curated record.
GAGCCUCGAAUCGACCAUCCGUCGUGAGACAAUCGCGGUGAAGACGCAGUGGACUGCAUGUACGCCGAAUCCGUCCGUGCCUUCUUGUUUGCGUCGAUCAUACGGACCUUUAUCAUACAUUCGCGAUCUGUAAGCGAGUACCCGAGAUUUGGUAGGCAGCAUGACUUCCACCCACCGCUCUUCGUCAAAUAAAAGGCCUCCCUAUCCCCUGACGGCAUCUACGACCCCUGGUGCGACUGCCCUGCCGAAGCACUCGCGAGUUUCAUCGCAUCUGAAGCAGAGAGGUGCACAGUCGGGGAGGAAACCCAAGGCGUCACGGAAGCAAGAACAGUCCGAACCUGACGACGACGACGACGACGAAAUGGUGAUGAGUUUUCUGAAUUUUUGUGCAAUAUGCGGAAAUCAGAUCGUCCAUCCUGACCACAGCUAUCUGUACUGCUCAGAAAAGUGCCGAAAACAGGACUGCAACUCGACAUGGAUGUCGUACGUUCACCAGUCCCCCCCAGCCUCGCCUUUUUCUACCACCGAAUUCGAGGAUAUGGCUCCAGUCCGUGACAUCGUCCCUCAGCGGUCACCUCGCGCUCCUGGGUUGGUUUCCCGCGUCUCCGAGACAUCGAUCUCAUCCGAUGAACAAGAGCAGUCGCAUGAACAAGAACGCAAGAGCCGGUCUCCAAGAAAAUCCGUCUCCCGUCAGGACUCGGAAGCAGCGCGAUAUCUCCGGCAGUUCCAAUCAUCCAGUUCAAUAGCUAGACCUCAGCCCAAUCGCUCAACCACGUCCGCAUCUCUGACGCCAUCCCUCUCCGACUCUCCUUCUUCGACCCCCGGAACCAAUGUGGCCUUCUCCUUCCCCUACCAGACAACAUCAGCCUUUAGCCCCUCCGCUCGGCCGCUACCCCCGCGCGUGAACCCCCUCUUAUCCCCGCAUACACCCAGCUAUCCACGAUCUGACCUCCUCGUGCAACCCUCUCUCUCCCUCACCUCCUCCACCGCACCCGCUCUCACCACCCGCCACUCCGCCUCCGCCGCUUCGAAAUCCUACUCAUCGACUACCACGAUUACACCUGGUCGACCCCCUUCCCAAACCCCCCCAUCCCGCUCGGUUUCCCACGCGCUGCUCCCAAGCCUCAAGACCGCACCGCUCACGAGCACGACAACCGGGAUCGACGACGACGCAGAGAUCUUCUAUCAGCGGGUACCGCUGCGAACGGGGAGAAAUGAGGCCUCGGCGGGUGCGGGGAGCUUGAAGCAGCUGUUUAGCUUCCAGCAGAUGCAGGCGGGGCCGACGCCGGUCGGUGGCACCUCGUCUCCUACGAAGAGGGGGAUUUAUGAUUGAGGACAGGGAGAUUUUUGACGAGUUUCCCCUGCAGCCAGGAAUAGUGAGAGGGGAAAAUUAGAUGGCAGUGGUAAUAUUAUUUACGCUUCUAUUUGUCGGAUUGCUUGUUGUUGGAGAGAAUAUCGUCCGGGACGAAGGCUCAUGUGGAUAAAAGUUAUGAUUGGCGGGAUAUAUUUAGGUCACAGGAUAAUCCAAUUAGAUGCGACGGCCUCGCGGCCCCAUACGCUUUAUAUAAGCACAUUGCUCAUCUGAUGCUGCGCCUGAAGCAAUUGAA